CGUUGUGAGUCGUCGUACAUCGUUUUGUAACGUUUUUGAAUUUUGUAAUUUGUUGUAAUCUGUAAAUAAAUAUAUUCUCUCUACAUUUCUAGUUUAAAUAGACAAUACAAACGUAGUCAUGACGGAAAACUGGAGAUUGGAUCAUCGCGCGAGAAAGAGGAUCAAAGAGGUGAAAAAGAAGGCUCGACCAGAACUUGCUGAUAAAACCACGUGGAUCCAGCAUGGGUAUUGUAAAAUUUUUCAAAAAUUCUGGGAAUUUCAAGACAAUGCUGAACGAAUUGAUGAAUCCAAUGUGACUACAGAAGAAUUUGUAGAAAAAUAUGAGAAACCAUACAAGCCUGUGAUAAUACGAGGUGUUCAAAAUGGCUGGAGAGCCCAACAUAAAUGGACUAUAGAGAGAUUAGCAAAGAAAUAUCGAAAUCAAAAGUUUAAAUGUGGAGAAGACAAUGAGGGAUAUAGUGUAAAAAUGAAGAUGAAAUACUAUGUUCGAUAUAUGUAUAAUAAUGAAGAUGAUUCUCCUUUAUACAUUUUUGAUAGCUCAUUUGGUGAACAUCCAAGACGAAAAAAAUUAUUGGAAGAUUAUGUAAUUCCUAAAUACUUUCGGGAUGAUCUUUUCCAUCAUGCAGGCGAACAUCGAAGACCACCAUAUCGUUGGUUUGUUAUGGGACCUGCGAGAUCUGGUACAGGAAUACAUAUAGAUCCAUUAGGUACCAGUGCAUGGAAUGCAUUAAUCUCUGGCCAUAAACGCUGGUGUUUAUUUCCUACGCAUACUCCUCGCGAACUUCUGAAAGUAACUGCAGCUGAAGGUGGUAAACAAAGAGAUGAAGCUAUUACGUGGUUUUCCAUUGUCUAUCCACGCACAAAGCUACCUACUUGGCCAAAAGAUUGUCUCCCAAUAGAAAUUCUGCAAACUCCUGGAGAAACUGUUUUCAUUCCUGGUGGAUGGUGGCACAUUGUAUUAAAUCUUGAUGAAACCAUAGCAGUUACGCAAAAUUUCUGUUCGCGUACCAACUUUCCGGUAGUUUGGCAUAAAACGGUACGAGGAAGACCAAAAUUAUCGCGAAAAUGGUUAAAAGUACUCAACGAUAAAGAACCUGAACUGGCAACCUUAGCAGAAACUAUAGAUGUAAAAGAAGAUACCGGUGUUGCUAGUGAUUCUUCGAGCGGUUCCUCGAGUAGUUCAUCAAGUAGUACCAGUAGUAGUCAAUCUGAGGAUAGUGAGGAUGAUAGUGGUCAAGAAUCACUUACCGCACAUAAAAAGAAAAAGAGAAGAAAAUUGACUAAUAAUCAACCCUGACAAUAUCCAGUAUUUGGAACCUACAGAGACCUCAGACUGUACAGUAUUAACCAACAAUUAUUUGUACUAAGAAUAAAUAUUAUUAUUAUUAUUACUAUUACGAUCAUAUC
Messenger RNA from Cyphomyrmex costatus, 1407 nucleotides. It is a transcript of the gene PSR, whose product is annotated as bifunctional arginine demethylase and lysyl-hydroxylase PSR. The coding region runs from base 119 to 1297 and encodes 392 amino acids. Gene Ontology annotation, molecular function: histone H4R3 demethylase activity; P-TEFb complex binding. NCBI's taxonomy places the organism in Eukaryota, Metazoa, Arthropoda, Insecta, Hymenoptera, Formicidae. Gene Ontology annotation, biological process: phagocytosis. The record is from RefSeq and is a predicted model, not a curated record. The transcript is spliced from 6 exons. Gene Ontology annotation, cellular component: cytoplasm; nucleus.